Messenger RNA from Leptomonas pyrrhocoris, 957 nucleotides. RefSeq lists its product as hypothetical. The transcript has a single exon. The record is from RefSeq and is a predicted model, not a curated record. Gene Ontology annotation, biological process: N-terminal protein amino acid methylation. Lineage: Eukaryota; Euglenozoa; Kinetoplastea; Trypanosomatida; Trypanosomatidae. The coding region runs from base 202 to 957 and encodes 251 amino acids. Gene Ontology annotation, molecular function: methyltransferase activity. Gene Ontology annotation, cellular component: cytoplasm.
AGGUGCUUGAGAAGGGUCUUUGCUGCUUCGUGCUCUGUCACGCAUUCAGGCUGCCGAUCCCCGCUACCACAACACGUAUAGGGAUUUGUUUUGUUUUUUGGACUGUUCUUUCCUCCCUUUACCACAACGUUCGCUUUUAGCCGCCGGCUCUCUUCCUGUGAGACACGCCGCUCGCUGUUUUCGCGUUCCCCUGUAGCACUCAUGCCGUCCAAAGCUGCGGCAUCCCCGCGCAGCCCGUCCAUCAGCGGCAGCGACACGGAGGGUCGGAGGUACAGCUCCACGGAGGAAAUGUGGAAGGCGGAGCUGUCGGGAGACCUCUACGACUCCCAGAAGGGCUGGUACGGCAAGGCGCUCGAGUACUGGCGCAACGUCCCGGCGACCAUCAGCGGCGUGCUGGGCGGUAUGGACCACAUCCACGAUGUCGACAUUAAAGGCUCCCACGCCUUCAUUGAGAGCCUACCGGAUCGCGGCACGACCCGCGCGCUGGACUGCGGCGCCGGCAUUGGGCGUAUUGCGAAGAAUCUGCUGACCCGCAUGUACACCACGACCGACCUGCUGGAACCGGUGGAGCACAUGCUGGACCAGGCGAAGGAGGAGCUCAAGGGACUGCCGGCCGGGGAGUUCAUCUUGGCCUCCAUGGAAACCGCCAAGCUGCCGCCCAACACCUACGACUUGAUUGUGAUUCAGUGGACCGCCAUCUACCUCACCGACGAAGACUUUGUGCGCUUCUUCAAGCACUGCCAGGAGGCCCUCACGCCGCAGGGCUACAUCUUCUUCAAGGAGAACUGCGCCAGUGGUGACCGCUUUCUGGUGGAUAAGGACGACAGCAGUCUGACGCGGUCGGACGUGCAUUAUAAGCGGCUCUUCAGUCGUUGCGGUGUCCGCGUCGUGAAGGAGGCGUUCCAGGAGGAGUGGCCGUCGAACCUGAUCCCGGUGAAGAUGUACGCACUCAAGUAA